AUAGCCAAUCCCCGGCCACGUCCAGGCCCGCCUCCAUCUUGUCCCCUUCCUCACUCAAGCCCAACCCGCGGCCCCCACCCCUUCCCUCCUCCAUUUCCAUCCGGUCCGCGAUCGCGGCGGACCCUACAGUCAACGCGCGCCGUGAGUCACACUCCACAGCCAAUCCCUGGCCACAUCCGGGCUCGCCCCCGGCCCGCCCCAUUGUUCCCACAAGCCCGGAACCCACCAAAUCCCGCCCCUCCCCUCCCAAAAAAACACCCCUUAUCCAGUCUUUUCCAGCCUAGAGAUCACAGCGUAGCCCUCAGCCAAAGCGCGCACUGAGUGCAAACCCCAGAGUCAGUCCGUGUCCCGGCUCCGCCCCCCGCGUCCGAAUCCCGCCCAGCCAGGCCCUCAAGCCCAGGCGGGUCUCGAGCCUGGAGAGGCGAGGUUCCCGCACCAGAUAGCAUGUUUUUGGCCCAGAGGAGCCUCUGCUUUCCUAGUGGUAGAGCAAAAUUCCUGAAGACAAUUUCUUCUUCCAAAAUCCUCGGAUUCUCUGCUUCUGCUAAAAUGUCAUUGAAAUUCACAAAUGCAAAACGGAUUGAAGGACUUGAUGGUAAUAUGUGGAUUGAAUUUACCAAAUUGGCUGCAGACCCUUCUGUUGUGAAUCUUGGCCAAGGCUUUCCAGAUAUAUCCCCUCCUACAUAUGUAAAAGAAGAAUUAUCAAAGAUUUCAGCAAUCGAUAGCCUGAAUCAGUAUACACGAGGCUUUGGCCAUCCAUCACUUGUGAAAGCUCUGUCCUACCUGUAUGAAAAGCUUUAUCAAAAGCAAAUCGAUUCAAAUAAAGAAAUCCUUGUGACAGUAGGAGCAUAUGGAUCUCUUUUUAACACCGUUCAAGCAUUAAUUGAUGAGGGAGAUGAAGUCAUACUAAUAGUGCCUUUCUAUGACUGCUAUGAGCCCAUGGUGAGAAUGGCUGGAGCAACACCUGUUUUUAUUCCCCUGAGAUCUAAACCUGUUGAUGGAAAAAGAUGGUCUAGUUCUGACUGGACAUUAGAUCCUCAAGAACUGGAAAGUAAAUUUAAUUCCAAAACCAAAGCUAUUAUACUAAAUACUCCACAUAACCCACUUGGCAAGGUGUAUAACAAAGAGGAACUGCAAGUAAUUGCUGACCUUUGCAUCAAAUAUGACACACUCUGCAUCAGCGAUGAGGUUUAUGAAUGGCUUGUAUAUUCUGGAAAUAAGCACUUAAAAAUAGCUACUUUUCCAGGUAUGUGGGAGAGAACAAUAACAAUAGGAAGUGCUGGAAAGACUUUCAGUGUAACUGGCUGGAAGCUUGGCUGGUCCAUUGGUCCGAAUCAUUUGAUAAAACAUUUACAGACAGUUCAACAAAACACAAUUUAUACUUGCGCAACUCCUUUACAGGAAGCCUUGGCUCAAGCUUUCUGGAUUGACAUCAAGCGCAUGGAUGACCCAGAAUGUUACUUUAAUUCUUUGCCAAAAGAGUUAGAAGUAAAAAGAGAUCGGAUGGUACAUUUACUUGAAAGUGUUGGCCUAAAACCCAUAGUUCCUGACGGAGGAUACUUCAUCAUCGCUGAUGUGUCUUUGCUAGAUCCAGACCUCUCUGAUAUGAAGAAUGAUGAGCCGUAUGACUAUAAGUUUGUGAAAUGGAUGACUAAACAUAAGAAACUAUCAGCCAUCCCCGUUUCAGCAUUCUGUAACUCAGAGACUAAAUCACAGUUUGAGAAGUUUGUGCGAUUUUGCUUCAUUAAAAAAAACAGCACACUGGAUGCUGCUGAAGAAAUUAUCAAAGCAUGGAGUGUACAGAAGUCUUGAUAUGUGCAGAAUGGAUUAAUGUUUGUUAGAUGACCUAGUAUGGAAUUGUUACUUAGUGCUGCCACCUGCUGGAUGUUAAAAGGUAUUUCGGUACAACUGGAAUUUAAAUAUUUACAUUGUUUUUCCAAAGCAGUUAACCCAACUCCUAACAAUAUUCAGGGGAUCUGACCUUUUUUUUCAGUUGAAAUGUAUUAACACAUCUUCCAUGAUCAUUUUUUAAGAGAGUCAGCAUAACAUAGUGGAUAAGAACUGUGAGAUGUUUAACCUCUCAGUAACUUGGUUCCUUCAUUAUAAAAUGGGAAUAAAAUCAGUACCUGUUUCAUAUGAAGGUCAUUUCUGAGAAUUAAAUGGACUAAUGUAUGCCAAAGCCUGGCAAACAAUAAACACUCAUCUGACUUUAGCCGGU
Molecule: messenger RNA, 2215 nt
Organism: Mandrillus leucophaeus (drill)
Lineage: Eukaryota; Metazoa; Chordata; Mammalia; Primates; Cercopithecidae
Gene: KYAT3
Product: cysteine conjugate-beta lyase 2
Exons: 14
Coding region: 445-1809 (454 amino acids)
Biological process (GO): biosynthetic process
Cellular component (GO): mitochondrion; cytoplasm
Molecular function (GO): pyridoxal phosphate binding; L-kynurenine:2-oxoglutarate transaminase activity
Source: RefSeq, a predicted model, not a curated record